Messenger RNA from Lactuca saligna, 696 nucleotides. The record is from the annotation of a GenBank genome assembly. NCBI's taxonomy places the organism in Eukaryota, Viridiplantae, Streptophyta, Magnoliopsida, Asterales, Asteraceae.
AUGUUUAGCACAACCACAUUAAGGAAGGCAUACAAUUACAGAAUUGCUCCCAUUAAUAGCAGUGACAUGUGGCCAGAGACAAACUACACUCCACCAUUGCCUCCUAUUAAUAGAAGGAUGCACGGUAGGCCAACUACUAAGAGGAUGAAAUCCACUACAGAGAAUACAGGAACACACAGGGGUAGUACAAGUGAACCACAACAUCAUGAAGAGGUUGAAAUAACUCCAAUUGAGAUGGAUACUACUCAAAAUGAUAUGCAAGUUGCUCUUACUGAUGUUGAAUCUAGUAGUGCAGGGGAUUUUAGUCAUUAUAUGAAAUUUACUCCAUCUAGAUGUUAUGAAGGUGAUGAGGGUGUUAUGGGUGAGGAAGCUGAUGUGGUUGAGGAAGCUGUUGUGGUUGAGCAAGUUGUUCAAGAUGAGGAGGCUGAGGAGGUUGAUCUUGUUAUCCAAGUUGAUAAUGUAAAUGUUCAGGAGGUUGAUGAGGUUAAUCCUAAUACCCAAGUGGAUAAUGGUAAUCUUCAGGAGGUUUCUCCUGUUAACCAAGUUCAGCAGGUUUGUGUUAAGCCAGUUUCAGAUAUUUUGAAGAGGAUAAGGAGAAGAAAGUCAGAGAGAAUAUUGAAGCUGAAAUUAGGCAAAACAAUUGGUGGUGUUGAUGAUCCAGGAAAUUCAAAGGGAAAAGCUCUUGUAAUUGAUUAG